AUGGCAUCGGCAACGACAUUCUACGAUUUCACCCCUAAAGACAAGAAGGGCAACUCUUACCCCUUGACCAAUCUCAAAGGCAAGGUUGUGCUCGUGGUCAAUACGGCGUCCAAGUGCGGAUUUACGCCGCAAUUUGAAGGCCUGGAGAAGCUAUACAAAGAAAUCAAGCCCAAUCAUCCAGACUUCGAAAUAAUCGGCUUCCCCUGUAAUCAGUUUGGUAACCAGGAUCCUGGCUCCAACGACGAGAUUCAGUCAUUCUGCCAAGUCAAUUAUGGGGUCACAUUCCCUGUGCUCGGCAAGACGGACGUCAACGGCGACAAGGUUGAGCCGGUCUGGAAGUGGAUGAAGGAUACCAAGCCAGGCAUUCUCGGCUUAACAAGAAUCAAGUGGAACUUUGAGAAGUUCUUGAUUGACAGAGAGGGCCAUGUUGUGAGCAGGUAUGCGAGCACUACGGCACCGGCUUCACUCAAGGGUCCCAUUGAAGAGCAGCUCAAGAAGCCCAAAGGUACAAGCGGAGCAUCGGGCAAAGCCGAGCUUUAA
Molecule: messenger RNA, 540 nt
Organism: Baudoinia panamericana UAMH 10762
Lineage: Eukaryota; Fungi; Ascomycota; Dothideomycetes; Mycosphaerellales; Teratosphaeriaceae
Exons: 2
Coding region: 1-540 (179 amino acids)
Biological process (GO): response to oxidative stress
Molecular function (GO): glutathione peroxidase activity
Source: RefSeq, a predicted model, not a curated record